CAACCAUAACCUCCUAAAUCCAUAUCGUGCCCCGGCACACCUCUCAUUCAUAAUGACCACCCAAUCCCUUCCCGCUCUCCUCCAACAAUCCUCCAUCGACGACCACGACGAAGCCCUCCAAUCUGCCAACGCCGCCCUCUCCAAAUCUAAAUCUGACCUCCGCGCAACCCACGUCAAGGCGGUCGCCCUCCUCAAACUCGAUCGCUACGAUGACUGCCUGCGUGUAUUUGAAGAAGCGGGUGAUGCGUUGAAAAAGCGCGCCGCGCUGGAGUACGCAUAUGCUCUCUACAAGUGCGGGAAACUGGAGGAGGCCACCGAGGUCGUUGCGCAGCUGAGCGGUAGCGGGCACAGAGGGGCACAGCACUUGGAGGCUCAGGCUACUUACCGGGCUGAAAACUUUCGCCGCACGGCAGAGCUCUAUGAGAGCCUGGCCAAUGACGCAUCCCUCGAAGCCAGCGAUUUGAGGAUCAAUUCGUGGGCUGCUGAUGCGCAACUACAGUGGCAGGGGUGGGCUAGCCAGGUGCGCCAUAACCGGCCGACGCGGGAUGAUCUCGAGGCGUUCGAGACGGUGUACAAUGCGGCUUGUUUGGGGAUUGCAAGGGGAGAAUUUGGACAGGCAGAGGUGUUGCUGAAGCGCGCUAAGGAACUCUGCCGUACGUCCGAGGACUUGACGCCUGAGGAUCGGGCCGCCGAGUUGCUCCCGAUCGCUGUGCAGCAGCUGUAUGUUCUCAUUCAACAGGGCAAGUCGCAGGAGGCAGAGGCCAUCCUGGAGGAGAUUUCCGUUGAUAGCAUCUCGGAACUGUCAACAAGAAGAAUCGCGCAGACCAACGUCACCCUCGUCCGCGACUCCGCUGCCAACCCCUUCCUCCUCUACAAAGGCCUUGACGCCGCCCCCGAGGCCCCCGAAAACGACCGUCUCUUCUCCUUCCAAGACACUAUCUCGACAGAGAACACCCACGCCGCCGACCUUCUCGUCCAGAAAUACGACGGCAUCAUUCGCUCCACGGCCAAGGCCCUGUCGCAGGCCCCGUGGCCGUCCGCCGACGCGCGCACCAACCUGCUCUCAGUCUACAACGCAGCCGCCCACGCCCGCGGCGAGCCCAGCCCCAAAGCCCUCAAAGCGAUUCUCCCCGCGCUGGACAACCGCCCCAAGGACCUGGGUCUGGCCCUGACCGCAGUGCAGCUCUUCGUCCGCGCCGGCAACACCACCUCAGCCAUCACGACGCUCGAGCGCACCCUCCAGCACCUCGAAGCCGCAGAAGACAAGUCUGUCCGCUUCAACCCCGGCCUCCUCGGCAUCCUCGUCUCCCUGUACAAGCUCGAAGGCCGCAAGACGCAAAUUCGCGCCGAGCUCGCCAAAGCCGCCACCUACUGGCGCACCACCCCCUCCAACAACCAGGCUCCCCCCACCUCCCUCCUCCGCGCCGCAGCCACCUCCCUCCUCCACUCCACGGACUCCGCAGACCUCACCACCGCCCGCGACAUCUUCCAAACCCUGCACCAGCAGAACCCGCACGACCCGGCCGCCCUAGCAGGAUACAUCGCGGCGCAAGCCCCCCUAGACCACACCCAGGUCCCCACCGCCAAGGUCGACUCCCUCCCAGAAGUGCCCACCCUCAUCGCAGACGUCGACCUCGCCACCCUCGAAUCAGCCGGCAUCGCGCCCCCAGCAUCCGCCUCCGCCGCCGCAGCCGCAGCCCUCGCCGGCGCCCGCAAGCGCCAGGCAUCAGCAGCAGCGUCCGCCCCGAAGCGCGUGCGCAAGGACCGCCUCCCCAAGGACUUCGACCCGGCCAAGACAGCCGACCCGGAGCGCUGGCUGCCCCUGCGCGAGAGAUCCUCGUACCGCCCCAAGGGCCGCAAGGGGAAGCAGCGCGCUGCGGAGCGCACGCAGGGCGGCGUCGUCUCGGAUGACAAGCCUGCUGCUUCUAACAGCGGCAGCGCCGGCGUCGUCAAUGCCCCUAGUGGGGGCGGCUCGAAGAAGAAAGGUGGGAAGAAGGGGAAGCGGUAGUGGACUGAUUGCUACCUACCUACCUACCUAAAUAGCGUGGAGGUUAGAUUAUCUAUUUAUCGUUCUAUCGAUAUAUCUACUUAUCUAUAUAUAUCGAUAUGGCUAUUAUUUUUUUUUUUACUUUAUCUGUCUAUAUAAUUGAGAUGUUUGUCG
Messenger RNA from Aspergillus campestris IBT 28561, 2161 nucleotides. Its product is annotated as signal recognition particle subunit SRP72. The transcript is spliced from 4 exons. NCBI's taxonomy places the organism in Eukaryota, Fungi, Ascomycota, Eurotiomycetes, Eurotiales, Aspergillaceae. Gene Ontology annotation, biological process: SRP-dependent cotranslational protein targeting to membrane. The record is from RefSeq and is a predicted model, not a curated record. Gene Ontology annotation, molecular function: protein binding; ribosome binding; 7S RNA binding. The coding region runs from base 53 to 2008 and encodes 651 amino acids. Gene Ontology annotation, cellular component: signal recognition particle, endoplasmic reticulum targeting.